AUGAAGUCGAUGGCGAACAACGAGAAGCUCGUCAUCCGCAUGCGCUUCAUGCUGCAGGAGGUGAUAGACCUCCGGCGCGGCGGCUGGAAGCAGCGAACGGAGCUGGAGGAGUACUUCAACCUGGGGCAGGCGCGGCUGCCGAAGGGCGAGCCGUCGCUCGGUUUCCUCUUCCUGAAGGAGGGGAUCGCGAAGGCGAUCGAGGCGAAGGACGCCGCGCGCGUGCGCGAGUGCAUGGCCAAGUCCAUCGGCCCGCUGCACCGCGAGAAGCUGCUGGCGCCUGCGGAGGUGCGGAAGUACUUCACCGACAUGCUCGAGUUCAUCGAGGACGAAGCGAUCGACGUGCCGUCGAUCGGUGCCAUCUUCGCAAACUACAUCGCGGCGGCCAUCGCCGACGAUGUGCUGCCGCUCGGCUUCCUCGCCACGGCCUUCAACCACCUCGCCGACUCCCAUGUCUCCACGCUCAAACACCGUCGCGUAGGCGCGACGCUCGCCAAGCUGUGCGAGCGAGCGGGCGCCGAGCGCGGCCGCGCCCUCUACGCCGAGGCCAAGGACUUUGACCUCGCGGCGCUCGCCGGCGGCAGCGAGGCGCGCGCGACACCGGACACUCUCAGGGGGGCGGGCGUCGCCGCGCUGGACCCGGCGCUCACGCAGCAAGUGACGGCCGACAAGGAGGCGGCGUCGCUGGCGGCGGAGGCGGCGACGCGCGAGGCGCUGUGCGCGCGGGUCGACACGUACGUAGACGAGCGGCUGGCGUCGGAGGGCGCCUUUGCGGCCUUGGAUAAGCCCAAGGAGGGGGAGAAGCCAGAGGCGCCCGCGACGGCUGUGGCGGCGGGGCUCUGGGUGGGGAACGAGCUCGUGGGGUCGGGCUUGGCCAACGAUUUGCAAACGCGCAAGCAGCUAAUGCGCGCCAUGAUGCGCAAAAUGCUCACGUACGCGCCGCGGACUGCAGAGGGGCAACCGUGGACGUCGAUGAUCCAGGUCGUCUCGCGGCCCGACAGCGAGCAGCCGCUCGACGCACAGGCUGCGGCGCACGCGCUCUUUGAGGUGCAGGGCUUUUGCAGCGAGCACGGCUUCCCGGAGGGGCUGCUCAAGAAAAUCUACUACGCGCUCUACGACGCCGACGUCAUAAACGAAUCCGCCUUCGCGAUCUGGAAGGCGCGGGAAAGCGCCGUCCUUCUCACUGACACCGACCCCGACGCGGAGCCGACGCCGAACAAGCUCAAGGCCCUGGUCCAGGCCAACGAGUUUCUCACCUGGCUCGACUCGGCCACCCAGGAGUCGGGGCCGAGCGACGACGACUGA
Emiliania huxleyi CCMP1516 is the source of this 1302-nucleotide messenger RNA. RefSeq lists its product as hypothetical. Gene Ontology annotation, cellular component: eukaryotic translation initiation factor 4F complex. Bases 1 to 1302 code for a protein of 433 amino acids. Gene Ontology annotation, molecular function: protein binding; mRNA binding; translation initiation factor activity. The record is from RefSeq and is a predicted model, not a curated record. The transcript is spliced from 7 exons. Lineage: Eukaryota; Haptophyta; Isochrysidales; Noelaerhabdaceae.